GUGUCGACCAGCCCAGCUGAGCGGUGCCAAGGCCCAAACCACCCCUAACCGAGCAUUCUGGGAUCGUGCAAUUUCACGAGAUCCUGCAGCAAUCUUUGCGUGAGUUUUCUCUCGCUUGAGCCAUGGCUGCGAUAAUAAGAGCCCGGAGCGCGCUCCCGCGCGACUCACCCACUUCCCCAUUUCUACGCUGAUCACAUCCGCCCCGCGCAGCAUCACCCACCAGUGACCAGACCAGACAGCGUCGCGACUCGCCAUUGAAGAUGAGGCUCACUCAUCAACUCGCGGCUGCGGCUGCCUUUGUGCUGCCGGCCGCUGCGACGCAAUGGACCGUCACGUCGUACUAUGUGGCCACCGAGACGACGUCUGUCUGGACCAUGUACGAUGAGACGUACACGGACGUGAUGACCUUUGGGCUCCAAAAGUCAUACACGCCCGACGAGGAUGCUGCGACGUCGACGUCGAGCUAUAUCUAUACGUAUGAUGAUCUCAAGGUUGUCGAGAUCUACGUCGACCCUGCCAAGAUCGAGGAGGACCAGAUUGUGACCUCGACAUCCUACGAUGAUUACUCCUACGACGACCCAGUCACCUACUACGUCCAGAACAUUGUCUACACAGCUCCCACGUCGUGUCCCACGGCCUUCACCGUCACCACGCAGUCCACCUUGGCCAUUCCCACCGAGGUGCUCGACGGCGUCAGCUUUGAGUCCUUCUCCACAUCGUACUACACCGACUACUAUGGAGACAGGCAGACGUACAUUGACGCUGUCGUGCCCGACAGUCUGAUCCCCACGUCGUCCGGCGACUUGGCCACCGACUACAUCUACUCGUACUUUAUCGCCGACUGUCGCAACCCUACCGCCACGGGUGAUGCGUACUACGGCCCUACCUACUGGGGCAGCGACGACGAAGACAGCGGAUCCUCCUCGGACAGCGGCAGUAGCAGUGGCGAUUACUACGACUCCAUCUGGGGUUACCACCCCCUGCGGACCUACGUGAUCGUCGUCGCCUCGGUCCUCCCCGCCAUCUUCCUGCUCGGCUUCUUGGAGAACUACUUUUGGUUCCGGAGGAUGAUGACUGGCAAAUUCUCCCUCCGCUUUGGUACCUGCUGCUGGAUCUUCCUCCUCCUGCCGGUCAUGUGCUUCACGCGCCAAUGCCCAGCCCGUGACCCCGAGACGCAAAAGACCCUCAAGGCCCAGUGGAAGCAGACUGGCUUCGGCAAGGCCCUAGGCCUAUGGUUCAAGCAUGGCUUCCGCCAUCGCUACCCGGUCGACCUGCUCGGCGUGAACCCGCUGUACAACAACCCAGCGCAGCCUCAGCAGCCCCCCAUGGGCCAGCCCUUCCCUGGUGGUCCCCCGCCGCCCGGUGGCUACAUCUACUACGCCCCUGGUCCGCUGCCGGAUGGCUCCAUGCCUCCUCAGGGCGAUGUCAAGGGAAUGCCACCCCACGGUAUGCCGCCGCAUGGCAUGCCCGCGCCUCCACCAGGCAUGGUCAUGUACUAUCCUCAGUAUCCCCAACAGGCGCACAUGCAGCCCCAGCCUACUCCUGCGCCCGGUGCGUCGCCCAGUUCGCCGAGCGUAGUGUCCGACGCAACGCAGCAAGCCCAGUACGCGCCCAGCCAAGCGACGGCACCGAGCCAGGACGCUUCAGCGCCACAGACAGUUCCUCAGCCGCAGCAGCAGGAGCAACAUCCUCCCCUUGGGCAACCGGGGCCCUCUGCGCCUCCGGCUACUCACCAGCAAUGAUGAUUUUUGGCCACGAGCAUGAGACAUAGGGGCAAUGCAUACUCUUCUCAGCAUGGGCGCGCUGGAGUUUCUGAGCGUUUUGGAUUCAGCAUAUACCAGAUCACACUAGAUCAUCUCAUACCGUACCAUACUAGCAUAGCAUAGCACGCUGGAUUAUCAUCCACUCUUAAUAUGUAUUCACCACCUCUAUCUAU
Molecule: messenger RNA, 1936 nt
Organism: Emericellopsis atlantica
Lineage: Eukaryota; Fungi; Ascomycota; Sordariomycetes; Hypocreales; Bionectriaceae
Exons: 2
Coding region: 261-1742 (493 amino acids)
Source: RefSeq, a predicted model, not a curated record